Molecule: messenger RNA, 630 nt
Organism: Striga hermonthica
Lineage: Eukaryota; Viridiplantae; Streptophyta; Magnoliopsida; Lamiales; Orobanchaceae
Source: the annotation of a GenBank genome assembly
AUGAAUGAGGAUCGAGAAGAUCAAAUAUGGUGCUAUUUUCACCCAAGAGAGAUUGUCAUAGGAAUAUGUGCCUCCUGCUUGAGAGAAAGGCUCUUAGUCUUGGCUUCAAAGCAAAAGCACCAUCAUCACCAUCAUCAUCAUCAUCAUGUGCACCAUAUUCAUACACCCAAGAAAGCACUUCCAAAGAUUUUCGCUCUUAGUAGCUUGAUCGAUCCUUUGGAUGUUACGCACCAAAAAUCAGAUGAUCAUGCUUUGGAUGAUUAUAGUUCUUCAACUAGUCAUGAAGACUCCUUUAUAUCAAUCAGAUUUGAAGGCAAUGAAGUUGCCUCAUGGGACAAAGGCAAAACUUCCAAACUCCCAAAUGAGAACAACCAAAUCAGACAUCCUCAGCAAAAUGACCAUAACACCCUUAACAAGGCAAAAAAGAUGAUCAAGAGUGUGGUGGAGCACAAGAAAACACGCACCACGCUGAGGUGGCGUAAGCCGAUUGGCCACCUGCUCCAGCUCAUCAGGUGGAGAAGGUCAGCCAGCAGAGGCAGUGGAGGAUCCCAUGUGGGCAAAAGGCUUGAAGGGGCAAAAGUUAAACAUGGGUGGAUAAGAAUUCUUACAAAGAGAAGGACCAAAGAAUAA